Messenger RNA from Anopheles funestus (African malaria mosquito), 2091 nucleotides. RefSeq names its product pachytene checkpoint protein 2 homolog (gene pch2). Gene Ontology annotation, cellular component: nucleus; chromosome. Gene Ontology annotation, molecular function: ATP hydrolysis activity; ATP binding. Gene Ontology annotation, biological process: meiotic recombination checkpoint signaling; reciprocal meiotic recombination. NCBI's taxonomy places the organism in Eukaryota, Metazoa, Arthropoda, Insecta, Diptera, Culicidae. The coding region runs from base 418 to 1716 and encodes 432 amino acids. The record is from RefSeq and is a predicted model, not a curated record. The transcript has 3 exons.
ACGGAGCUACCUCUUUUUCCCUUGGGCUGUGCGGGAGCGCGCACAAUAAGAUGAGCGGAGCGAUUAAGGUACCUCUUUCGCUCUUGACCCAACACUAUUCACAACGUCCACAAAACGGUUGUACAACAACAAAGGUUCAGAUCACCCUGUGCCGGCAAAAGGGUUUAUAUUGGAAGCAUUGGAGUGUGUUCUAUAAACAUGUGUUGACAGCAAAGGGUUUAAGCAUGGCCGUUGAAUUGAAACGAUAUAAUUUUGCACGGGAGUGCAAGCUUCAUCGGAAACUGUGGUCGAGUGAAAUUGGUUGAUCAAUAUUGGAAUAUAUUACAAGACAGACUGCGGGUUCGUGUGCGCGGAGAAGAAACGAAAUCGAAGUUGUUUUCAACAGCGCACCCAAGAAAUAACUACUGAACCAGCUCAAUGAUGAACGACAUAGCAGCACCGACCAUACGGAUAGAGGUGGCUUGCACACGCGGGUUUAAUAAGGCGGAGCAGAGUUGUUUGGUGUACCAGCAUGUUCACGACAUUUUAGAAGAACGGGAAACAAUUCAAAUGGGCACUACGUUCACCAUACCGGUCCCAUUCGUUUUGCAAGUCGAGGUGUGCACGGAUAUUGACCAGUAUAUGGUACGUUCAGCGCUUUUGUUCAAUUUCUACGUGCUCCAGGAGACGCCUGCCGUGGCGGAAACCAUCAAGCACUAUUCAGAAGAAAUGGAAAUAUCCCAGCAUAUGCUACUUCCGUCACAAGAGUUGCACGGCCUGUGGGAGAGCUUGAUCUACGAGGAAGGCAUAAAGGAUAAAAUGCUGGCGUUUGCCGAAACCUCCAUGCUUUUCGCACGAAAGGGUGUUGAUAAGAAUCUGAUCACUUGCAAUCGUCUGGCGUUGUUUCACGGACCGCCGGGAACGGGCAAAACGAGCCUCUGUAAGGCCGUUGCUCAAAAGUUGGCCAUAAGAUUAAACGAGCAAUACCGACAUGCCCAUCUGGUGGAGAUCAAUAGUCACAGUUUGUUCUCACGCUGGUUCUCCGAGAGUGGCAAGCUGGUGCAGAAAGUGUUCAGCGAGAUAGUCGCAUUGCUAGAAGAUGAACAUUCCCUGGUGUGCGUUCUUGUAGACGAGGUUGAAUCCAUUGCAUACGCUAGGGAAAGAAUUUCUUCAAACGAACCGAGCGACAGUAUACGGGUGGUAAAUGCCGUUCUAACUCAGCUAGAUCGUCUACGCCAUUUCCCAAACGUAUUUAUCCUCGCAACUUCCAACCUAACUGACAGUAUCGAUACGGCGUUCCUUGAUAGAGCCGAUUUCGUGCAGUACAUAGGCCACCCAACGGAACAUGCCAUCUACGAAAUUUAUCGUACGGCUUUGCACAACCUGCAAGCCAAUGGGAUUGUUGAGAAAGAAGGAAAAUUCAAUCGACGACUAUCGGCACCGGCGUUUGAAGGUAUACCGAGCUACGAGGAUGCCACAGAUCCUGGAAGAGCAAGUUGCACUGUUCUCGACAUUCUACUGCAGAUCGUUAAGCUGUCGGCAGGACAAAGCGGACGAACGUUGCGCAAAAUUCCUUUUCUUGCGCAUGCCCUGUACGUAAAGAAGGAAACGGACAGUAUGAUAAAUUUCCUAACCGCCAUGCGUCAGGCAAUUCGUAAGGUGCAACAUGAUAAGCAAACGCUAUUGCAUGAUAAGAAAAUGGAGCAAGUUGUUACUUCUUUGCAUAAAUCGCUAUAAGCUUCUGGAAUACGAAUAAGUUUGUACCCUUUAUAUAAUGAAUGAGGUAUUAUUAGAGAACUAGAAUUGCAUAUUUCUUUGUUGGCUGUUUGGGAGCUAAGCUGUUAUCAAAUGAAGCUGCAGUCGAUAUACUCUCUGUACACUAUACAGGUUAAGCUGAGCAACAGCAUGAGCCAAGCGACGGUAUGAAAAGCGACAAAUACUGUUCCAUAAAAGAUGUUCGACAUCACUCGAAGACUGCUAUUUAGUGCUAUCGCGUAACAAGUGUCCAAAAAGAGUAAACACAGGCACAGUGGUAAAAGAUCCACCAGUUCUGCUACAUGUUGGUACUGCAGAAGAGAGAAAAAUAAAAUGUGUUCAAUCCUCACUGAUGAA